AUGGGCUGGGUGCUCUCCAUAAAGAUGACCUUUGGCUCGGCCGCAGAGAGGGACCGGUUCGGUGAGCUGUUCCGACCGCUGGCAGAGUGGGUGACGGCAAACGAGCCCAACACACUCGCUUACGACCUCCUCCUCUCCGACAAGGAUGAAUGUGUGGCGUGCGUGUUUGAGCGAUAUGCGACUAAGGCAGACUUGGCCACCCACCAGCAGAGCGAGCCAUUCAAGGCCUUCAAGGCAGGAUUGGCCGAGGCGGAGGCUGCCGGGACGAUCCACAGAGUCAGUGUCGAUGGACACUCCUUCAAUGAGGCGCAGGUAGGUCACAUGCAGCGACGCGGGUGA
Emiliania huxleyi CCMP1516 is the source of this 339-nucleotide messenger RNA. RefSeq lists its product as hypothetical. The transcript has a single exon. The record is from RefSeq and is a predicted model, not a curated record. Bases 1 to 339 code for a protein of 112 amino acids. NCBI's taxonomy places the organism in Eukaryota, Haptophyta, Isochrysidales, Noelaerhabdaceae.